CAGGGUUUACCAAAGCAAAAGGGAAGAGCAAAAAAGAAGCCGGCACCGCGUCCGAAGGCACUUCCGGAGUCGUUUAUUCAGGCUGCGAUCCUCGACGAUGGAAGCACAGCACACCUCGAUCCGUCCACAGGCUGGGAGGCUCUCGCACUUGUCGGCGGCCUCUUCGGGAAGGGAUCGAUCUUUUAUCAGCAUCCGGAUUUGCGUAUUUUGGCAGUGAUUCAACGCUCUGGGGACCCAGUGCCGGAUAUUGUUCGCCGUGAGCCGCCGCCUCAAGCGGAGUCAGACGAGUGCUGGACAAUUCGCGAGGCCAGCUUAUCUAC
Molecule: messenger RNA, 320 nt
Organism: Amoebophrya sp. A25
Lineage: Eukaryota; Dinophyceae; Syndiniales; Amoebophryaceae
Source: the annotation of a GenBank genome assembly